This is a messenger RNA of Glossina fuscipes, 3729 nucleotides long. It is a transcript of the gene frtz, whose product is annotated as WD repeat-containing and planar cell polarity effector protein fritz. Gene Ontology annotation, biological process: establishment of protein localization; cilium organization; nervous system development. The coding region runs from base 524 to 3643 and encodes 1039 amino acids. Gene Ontology annotation, molecular function: protein binding. The transcript is spliced from 8 exons. NCBI's taxonomy places the organism in Eukaryota, Metazoa, Arthropoda, Insecta, Diptera, Glossinidae. Gene Ontology annotation, cellular component: axonemal basal plate. The record is from RefSeq and is a predicted model, not a curated record.
AUGAUUUGCAACUACACAAAUAUCUUAAAAGAGCGGACAAAAAACAAGUGAUUAAUGAAUAAAGUGCAAAAGGCCAACACAUAGAAAAGCCCAUCAAAGUACGAAUAAGUAUGAAGAAAUGCAUAGAAAUUCCAAUGCGCAGAAGUGCAAACUUUGCAAACUUUACGGUCCAAUUUUGUGAGUGCAGCGAUUGUAAUCCAUUGUUAGUGAUGAUUAUGGAUUCAUUGUACUUGUAAGGCUUUGGAACAACGUGAUAAAGUACAUAGUAUAUAAAGUAGAAACGAAGUUCCAGGUAAAGAAAAAUUACAAACGCGUUUAACAUAAUAAACCGUUACUUGCAUAAAUUAAUUAAAUAAAAGUGCAAUAUAAAUAUACACCUACCUACGUAUUAUAAAGCAAUUAUAUAUGCUUGUCUGUUAUAUUCGUUUUAAACGAUUUUAAUCAAAGUGUAAAUACAUAGAGGAAGUAAACUGCAUUCAAAGUGCGAAGAGAAAUCUGUAGUUUAAUUAAAAAAAAAAAAAAAAUGUUAACACUAUUGAGUGAAUGCCAUUUUUGGUCUCUACGUGAGGAUAUACGAAUAAAAAAAAGUGAUUAUGGAGCCUUUCGGUAUACACGCAAUCGUGAAUGGCAAAAUACGCAACAUGAUCUGAUCGCGGAAUCUAAGCGCGAUUAUACUGAGCGUCGUAAUGGUUUGGCGGUAUUGAAGAACUCACGCAAGUCCACCGGCCGUUUAAAGGAUAAUAUAAAACGUUUAGAGGAUUUGAUGCGCAAUCAUAAAGUCGCUCACAUUCAUUGGAGUGAUGCUGCGCAAGUACUAUUACUUUUCUCCAAUGGUAUUAUCGCCCAUAUCUGCAUAGAUAGCUUUACAGGAGAUAUACUACGCAUGGUCUAUGAAAAAUACUUGGUUGGCAAAUUAGCUGCUGAUAUCGUAACUGACGCAUUUUUCAGUCGCUCCCAUAUAGUAUUGGCGUACAAUACCAAUCAAAUAACAGUUGUUCAUUUACACAAGCCCAAUAUAAGGCCACAAGGGCCGGAGAAAAUCUCAAAUAUGGAACCGAAAAUUUUUCAUGCUUUAAUACCGGGAGUAGCGGAAAGAAAACUAGCGAGAAAUUUAAGCGUUAACAAUAAUGCAGAUAUGUUUCUUAUAUGGACUAAAUCAUCUCAAAACGAAGUAUUUCCUUGGCGACCAACAAUACGAGAUCAAGAUCGCGCUAACAUACAUGUUUUUAAAUUGAAAGGAAAUCAAUUGGAUUUCUUUGCCUAUUGUUGGUCUGAAAAUGAUCCGUUACAAGUGGAUUUCGUGCGUACCACAGCUAAUCAAAUCUUGACAUUAGAGCAGAAAAUAUCGCGGAAAGGUGAAAUUUCAGCGGAAAUAUGUACAUACGACAUAGUUGUGGGGAAAAUGCAACGCGGCCCCUUAUCUUCCAUACCAAUGGAUACGCAAAUCACUUGUUUUGGUUUCAGUCCCGAUCAAGAGAAAUUGUUUUUAGGUAGUGCUGGACGGAGUAUAUGUUUGCAUGAUUUGGUUUUGCAAACCACAAAAUCGAUAGCGCAAAUUGACAUUAUACCUACACAAUGCUCAUGGCAUAGUGAUUCCAGCCUAGUUAUGAUAGCUAAUACCCGCUCACAAUUUCAAUGUUUCGAUCUGGCAUUAACCCCUAUCGGCAGUCAAUUGCAAAGCGACGAUGUUACUCCAGCAAGUCUUUUGGAUUUAUCGUAUUAUUUCAUUCAUCAACCAACUUUGCUGCAAAUAUCAUUUAGUAAAAAACCGGAGUUGGGGCAGCAUCCUAAUCAUAAAUACGCGACCACAGAUUGCUUCCUUAUUCUGCUUUACGAUAAUGGUCCUUUGGGCUGCUUAAGAUUCUUCGCUGGUGCAGGUAUACGCGGUGACAUACACAAUUCCGGCUUAACUGCCGAUGUUAUAUUAGGCAAAUACUUAUCCCUAAAUCAAUUGGAGAAGGCAGUUAAUUUAAUGAAUGCCUUAAACUGGGAAACUUACGGAGCCAUGUGCCUGAUCUCAUUGCAUAAAAUAGCGAAUUAUGUUUUUUAUCGCGCCGAUCCGAAAAAGAGUAAAACAAUAGAAUUGAUGGGUAAGGCUUUGAAAACGUUUACAGACGCAUUGAGUGAAGAAACCAAAGAUGAAUUUAGUGACCAGGUCUUUGAUUUAAAAAGAAGAUUUUUCUUUUAUCUUCUGCGGCGUAAUUUCUUCGUUGAAGCCUUUGAAGUAGCCCAGGAUAUUGAAGAUUAUGAUCUAUUCAUGGAUCUUUAUAAUUUAACUAAAACGGAUUCAAACCUUAUAGAAUUCUCUACUGCCGCUUUUAGUCAAGCGGCAGCUAUCUUGCACGAAGAGGAUCGGGCCAAUGGGAAUCUAAGUAUAGCCGGUGACUAUCGCUCAGAAUCGGCGUGUUCUCAGUCUUCGAUUUCAGAUAUUGCUCCAAAUAGUAAAUUGCAACAGCAACAACUACAGCAUCAAAAAUUUUUGAAAAGUUACAUUCCACCUCUGCCUUCUUUCAAGUCGAAGGUGUUUAGUGCUGAAACUAUAAAAAUAAAUAUACCCAAACCGGAAUUACGAAGUCCUGACAAUGGUAAACAGCAAACCGAGGAACGCCAAAGAGCUCCACCUCCUCCUGUGCCAGAUAAAAAACAAGUAACAUUGAACUCAACAUUAAUAACUACUACCUCAGGCGCAGCCUUGGCUAGUAAUCUUGUUAGCUCAACAAUAAAGGGAAAUGAGACACAGCAAACGAACGGAAAUAGUAAUGACAGUGCCACGUUCAAGCAAAGGUCAGCGGACUGUACCCUUUCGAUUAAUACAAGUUCACCUUAUCUGCAAUCACCGCCAAAUAACAUAGUAAUUAGACCCAAUGUAAACAAUAUUCCAAAUCACCUGCCCGCCGGUUACCUGCACAUAGCUACUCCAGUAAUCGUUGCCGACCAAGCUGCUUUAGCCACCCAUCGCAAUUAUCAGCAACCGCAACAAUUGCCGAUUCUAACUAUACCCUCGUACCAACCAAGAUUUUUUCAACAUCCCCUCGUAUCAGGUCACAUACCACCUACGCCAAUUGCUUCUUUAGCCGCCCACAGUAAUUCCAAUGAAGAAUAUCAAAAAUCGUUGCUUAGUAAAAAACCGUCAGCUUCGAUUUUAGCUAACGGCUCGAUGAACCAAAACGGUGGCAGUAAUUCAUCUGUUCUAACUCAGUCCAGUAGUCUCUUGAAUGGCAUUAAAGAAGGCAACAAAAAUGUUACAGGCGAAAAAAAUAAAGUGAAAUUUUCCGACACCGUCCAAGUGGCUGUUGUACCAGCGUCUGUUCCAUUGCAGGAGAUACCCCGCAAAGAGAAAACAUUGAUAAUGAAACGGAAUGCUUAUGCUAGACCUCCUCCAACCCCUUCCCGCAAUUACACUAAUCCUAAAAAAGAGUUGGCCGACAGUUUACCGCUUUGCCAUCCCAAUGAUGACUACUUAAAGGAUUUCAAUCCUCUGCCAACAGCUGAAAUAGCAAGAACAUCAGCCAUGCUUAGAACAAACAUAAAUGAUGAGCAAAUUUUCUGCACUACUAAACCUACUAACACAACAAUUAGUACAACAACAACAACAACAGCACAACUCCCAACUGUAAAAGUAGUACACUUUGGUGUAGUUUAACACAAAGGCUAACGAAAUUCUUUAUAAAACAAUCUAAUAAUUUGCAACGUCUUCCAAUUUAAUUAUAAUAAUUAACAAUUGCCGUC